Messenger RNA from Hemicordylus capensis (graceful crag lizard), 4100 nucleotides. RefSeq names its product EF-hand and coiled-coil domain containing 1 (gene EFCC1). Lineage: Eukaryota; Metazoa; Chordata; Lepidosauria; Squamata; Cordylidae. The coding region runs from base 69 to 1796 and encodes 575 amino acids. The transcript is spliced from 7 exons. The record is from RefSeq and is a predicted model, not a curated record. Gene Ontology annotation, molecular function: calcium ion binding.
AUUCAAACAGGGAAGCAUGGUCGGAGAGAGCAGCAAACAGAGCUGCUGCGAGGCGGCGGGAGGGCGCGAUGGAGCCGUCUGAUGCUUGGGAUCCUUACAGCCGGCCGGCCCGCAGGACCCAGUGGCUGGUCAGCGCCCUGGCUUACCACUACGGCCUGGACCGGGGCGUGGAGAACGAGAUCAUCGUGCUGGCCACGGGCUUGGAUCAGUAUCUGCAGGAGAUCUUCCACCACUUGGAUUGCGAGGGCGAAGGCAAGAUCCCCGGCGAGGAUUUCCGGACGCUCUGCCAGGUGCUGGGGCUACAGGACCACGGCGAGGAAGAGGAAGAGGCAGCCACCGACCCGGAGGAGUGUGCUGGACUCUGCGAGAACCUUUCGGCGGACCUGACUUUCCGGCAGUUCCAUGCCAAGCUGUGCGGCUACUUCAGCACCAAGGCCGGCUGCCACGCACAGGGCCAGCAGGGCAUGGGGGUGGUGGCGAGGCUGCCGGUGGGCAAGGAGAGCGAGCACAUCGAGACCCAGAUCCGGCUCCGCAGCCCGCUCCGCCGCCGCAGGGAGAAGGCGACAAUGGGACCGGGGGCUCCCACGGCAAGGAAGAAGGGAGGCGGCGGCAGCGCCAAAGGGUCUUCCUCCUCUUCGCCACCUCCCUCUCCCCCCGGCUCAGAGUGCAGGCUCCCGCCGGGCUCGUGCUCCAGGGAGUGCUACGAAGAGAUCGUGGCGCUGGAGCAGGCGGAAGACCGGAUCGUCAAGCUGGAGGACGAAAACGCCAGCCUGCGCGAACUGGUGGAGGAUAUGAGGGCGGCUCUGCAAAGCAGCGACGCCAGGUGCUUGGCGCUGCAGGUAGGAUUGUGGAAGAGUCAUGCUAAUCAUAAGAAAAAUGGGACCUGUUUUAUAGGUAACCGAAGACUAUUAACUCACCAUCACUUCCAGACUUCCAAGUGCCUUCAGAGUGUUCUAAAGGAGGUUGAACUAAUCCGGAGUUCUAGAGAUGGCCAAAUCGAAGAAGCAAUUAGAUUUAAUGAAGAAUUAGAAGAGGAACUGAGGAGUGCUCAGGAAGCCUUGGUCACGCUGGAAGACUGCAACCGCAACCUAAAGAGGGAGCAAGCAGAAAUGAGGAAGAAGGUUGGAGAAGCGAGACACGCUGUCCUUCAUAGCCUUGGAAAAGUAAAAGAACUAGAAGCUAAGGCCAGUGAAGUGCCACAUUUGCAGAUAUAUAUCCAGCAGCUAGAAUCCGAACUGCAGCAUUCUAGGUCAGAAGUUUUGAAGCUCCAGCUUUCUUCACAGAGCAGCAUGGAGCAGAAGGCAAGCAGAGCUGUGGAUGUACGAUACCCAUCAGUUGUACAGCAAGACAGAAGUUCACCAACUGGUGGUGUAGGGAUAUCUGAGAAUGUGGAAGAUCAAAUGUUUCGCUCUGUGGAAGGCCAGGCUGCAUCUGAUGAAGAAGAAGAGAAAUGGGCAGGAGACCAGCAAUACCAGCUGGCUGAAGUGAAGAAACUGCUAGACAAACUCCCCUGUUGCAGUAGCGGAUGUGAUGACACAGUGAUGAAAAAGCUGAUGUCCUACUUUGGAAACACCAGUAGGGAUCACCACGAGAACACCAUUGUGGAACUGGUCAAGCAACUUUCCAAGAUAAAAGAACAGCUUGAGGUGAAAGGGCAGGAAGUGAAAAAACUGAAAAAAAAUAUGGAAGAGGGUGAAGAUUUAAUGGCCAGUGUGUUUGAAGCACAAGGAGCAGCAGAAUCACUGGAGGGUGCUCCACGUCACACUGAAGAAAACCACAUAUUUUUGAAGUCUUAGAUACCCUCUACCAUGAACUGACUGCCUGUGAACUCCUCCAAAGCAAGCCUCUUGAGAAAUCUCCAGGUCCCCAAUCCUUGACUAACCCUUUGGUUAUCUCCUGUUGAGCAACAGUGCCAUCUACAGUGCAUUGUAAUUAUUACCACCUACAAGGCUUAAAAGCUAGAACACAAAGCACAUGAGAUGUGCCGUCUAUGAGAUGUGACAACUGGAAUAGUAAAAGAAAGUGUAAACAUAGAAGGAGCCAUUUUCUACGGGGGCAAAUGAUUCAUGAUGACCAGGACUAUCCACUGUGACAGACUGUAGAUUGUGAGGCACCCAUCUUUCUAGGAUCUGGGACAUGAAUCACUCAGCCCUGCUCCAUGAACCUUUACUGGACAUGCCCGGAUUUCAGAUUUAGGAGUUUUUAUGGACACAACAUAUGUCUUACCACUGAGCAAUGUCUUCUCAUGCUGAAUCCUGAAAUUACAUAGAUACUUCUGAGAAGUUCUGUAAUUUCUCAUCUAAUUUCUAAGCAAGCCCUAUUUAGGAGACAGUUUACUUCUCGUGGGGAGCAUUAAAUGUGGUGCCUAAAGCCUCCAUGAUAUUGGUAUCAGAAAUGUACCAAUCCAUUGUAUUAAGAAUAUUCUGUACUAGCUUAACAGAGUCUGAUUAUAUUAGGAUGGCUUAGACUUCUCUCUUCUGUUUCAGUGUAGUAAUUUGUUUUCCUUUGAGCAUCUCGCUGGUGGGUGAAAAUCCGUGCUCUUAAUAUACAAAGAGACCAUGUUUACAUAAUAAAAAAUAUACAAAGCAAUGUAAGGUUAUACAGUAUAGCAACCCAUAAGGUAAAGGUAAAGUUGUGCUGUCGAGUCGGUGUCUACUCCUGGUGACCACAGAGCCAUGUGGUUUUCUUUAGUAGAAACAGGAAGGGUUUACCAUUGCCAUCUCCCACACAGUAUGAGAUGAUGCCUUUCAGCACCUUCCUAUAGCUCUAGGUUAUUGUCACUACCUUCUGUAUAGUAGUGACAGACUAUGUGCCGGAAAGCACAUGUUUGUCUGUGUCUGGAUGUAUGCUCAUAAACUAGAGAUGUGGGUUUUCUGGGGGCAGGAGGAGGGAUCCCCAUGCAAAUUCCUCUCUCAUUUGCAUAAAAGGUACAUAAAUUUUCCCCUCAAAAAAUGCACUAUACAAAUUUUCAUGCUGUCCUAAAUAGAUUGUGAUCUGAUUUGGCAUGUUAUUUAAUCUAUUUAUACAGUUUUAAAAAAACAAACAAACCCUCCACCAUAUUAAUUUCCCUUCACUGUAUCACAAACAUUUUUCAAGUAGCCAAAUAGAAAUUUAAAAAAUGAAUUUCCCCCCACAGAAAAAUGGGAAAAUUUUUCACUGAAAAAUUGCAACCCUACAUCUUUAUUGUAAAACAUGCAUCUUAUUUAAAUCCAGAGUUAUGUUUAUGUUAUUAUCCAACUGGAUAUAUUUGAAUUAUAGUCACUCUGCAAAUGUAAUUAUGCUUUGAUAGUCACACUUUUAAUUAUUGUCUUCAUUUAUUAUAAAUUUUAGAUUGCUAUAUCAAAUGCUACCUUUCUCAUUAUUAUUAUUAUUCUCAUUUAGAAUGUUUAUAUACAACUUUUCAAUUUUCAGAGCAGUCUACAUAGAAAAAGGAAUGAGAAUGUGGUUCUUCUCUGUCCCAAAAGGUCUCCUAGUCUAAAAAGAAACACAGACAGAUACCAGCAAUGGCCUCUGGAAAGAGGAUGUGCUGUGGUUGAACAGGGACUUAGGAAAUAAUGCCAAUGAUUAUGUUACUGGUUGUAUCUGGGUCAAUAGGAAGCCUGAAUUGGGAUGGGGAAAGUUUGUAGGAGAAUGACAGAGAUGGAUGGGCACUCUUAUAGCAGCUUUUGGGGUGUGAGAGUGCAACCUUCCAUUGCACCUCUCCUCAUGAACAUGCAAGACUCUGUGUGUGUGUGUGUGUGUGUGUGUGUGUGUGUGUGUGUGUGUGUGUGUGUGUGAGAGAGAGAGAGAGAGAGAGAGAGAGCGCUCUUGGCAAAAGUGAGAACACUUUUUCAUCUCUGUGCCAAAUGAGUUUUGUUCUGGGUGGAAGCAUCAAGGCAGUGUGUGCACACAUGCAUUCAGAGUGGGACCUUCCUGAUUCAACCUGAGAGGGAUCUAAAAUGAACUGAAUGGACAUAAACUUGUGAGUGCAUGCAUGUGUGUGCACUUUAGAGGGAACACUGGUGAUAAUCCCAGAGUUCCUUUCCCAAAGCCCCAUAAAACUUGGCUUUGCACUUGCAAGCACAGUUCACUGAAUAAAAGCUUGUAUAAUCUUCAGUUUA